Sinocyclocheilus grahami is the source of this 3177-nucleotide messenger RNA. Its product is annotated as T-cell immunomodulatory protein-like. NCBI's taxonomy places the organism in Eukaryota, Metazoa, Chordata, Actinopteri, Cypriniformes, Cyprinidae. The record is from RefSeq and is a predicted model, not a curated record. Bases 79 to 1845 code for a protein of 588 amino acids. Gene Ontology annotation, cellular component: plasma membrane. The transcript has 18 exons.
AAGCCUAUAUGUACUCCCCUGGCUGCCGUAGAACGACAUGCCGUGUUCCGGUUUGUGGUGACCGAAGCUAACUGCAAAAUGUUGCUGUCAUGGACUUGGUUUUUGACGUUAUUAUUAAGUUUUGUGGGACAACAUGUCACGUUUGCAUUGCAGGACGUUACUGUUGAUUUAUUUGGCCCGGAGAAUUUUGGUACGGUAGCGGCUUUCGGUGACUUUAACUCUGAUAAACAGACUGACAUUUUCAUCAUCAGGAAGCAUUUUGAGUUGGUGAUUUUCUUGGCUGAUCUUAAAGCUCCUUAUUUCAAACCUAAAGUCCAUCUGACUAAAGAGGCUUUCCCUAGUGACUUCAGCAUAACUAGUGUGGUCCCGGGUGAUUAUGAUGGAGACUCUCAGAUGGAUGUGCUUGUCACUGGCUACCAGAAGGACCUCUCCACACAAACAGUCUUCAUCUUCUGGGGGCAUAACCAAACUUUGGACCAGAGUAGUAAGGUAGGGCUGAACAGGACCUUUGAUGAUCAGCCCCUUGUCAUGGACUUUAAUGGGGACAUGAUUCCAGACAUUUUUGGAUCUGUGGAUGGUUCAUCAGAGGUUUGCUAUCUCAGGAGUAGGCAACUGAAAUGCGAGAAUGCUCUCAACUUGGAAGGCAAAAUGCGCGUCCCUCAUUCCAAUACUUUCAUUGACCUUAACAAGGACUUCACCGCCGAUUUGUUCCUCACCACCAAAGAUGGAUUUGAGACCUGGAUCAAUAAGGAUGGGAACUUCGCCCAAACCCUGUCUGUAAAGGCACCGGAGAAUGCUAAGAAAGUGGGUCAAUCUGCAUUCGUAGACUUCGACGGUGACGGCUCCCAGGACCACCUGUUGCCGGUCUGCAUGGAUACUGAAUGUGAAAGAAGUGCAAUUUACCUGGCCAAGCCUGGAGAGAAAGAGUGGGUGCCGGUGCUAACGGACUUCAGGAGGAAGGAUUCUGUGUGGGGAUUUGUGUCUUCAGACAUUCCCAUCACCCUGCAUUUAGGAGACUACAACAUGGAUGGCUUUCCUGAUGCCCUCGUCAUUCUUCGUAACACCAGUGCUAGCACACAGCAGCAGGCGUUCCUGUUAGAGAAUGUGGCGUGUAAUAACGCGAGCUGUCGGCAGGCGGGCCGCAUGUUCCGUGUGCACUGGGAACAGUCAGACCUCAGUGCCAUCCCCAAGGCUGUUGUGGCCACUUUUUUUGACAUAUAUGAGGACGGUAUAUUAGAUAUGAUCGUGCUCAGCAAGGUGGAAGGAAAGGAAGAGCUCGUCAUCCACGCUUUGAAAAACAACUUUGAGGCCGACGCGUAUUUCGUAAAAGUGAUCGUGCUCAGUGGCCUGUGCUCCAAUGACUGUCCAGAAAACGUCAAGCCCUUUGGUGUGAACCAGCCUGGCCCGUAUGUCAUGUACACAUCAGUGGACUCGAACGGUUAUCUGAAGAACGCGUCUGCGGGGCAGCUCAGCCAGUCGGCUCAUCUCGCGCUCCAGCUGCCCUACACCGUGCUCGGUCUGGGGCGCAGCGCCAACUUCCUGGAUCACCUGUUUGUGGGCAUCCCCCGGCCCCCUGGAGGGAAGGACGUGAGGAAACAGGAAUGGACCGCUAUCAUUCCUAACUCCCAGCUCAUCGUUAUACCAUACCCACAGAAUGACCCUAGCAGCUGGAGUGCAAAGCUCUACCUAACCCCCAGUAAUAUAGUCUUAUUGACAGCGAUAGCACUGAUUGGCGUGUGCGUCUUUAUUCUCGUCAUCAUCGGGAUACUACACUGGCAGGAGAAGAAAGCCGAUGACCGGGAGAAGAGACAAGAGGCCCAUCGCUUCCAUUUUGAUGCCAUGUGAGAAACCGGAGAGAGCGUGGAGAAUUUUUAUGCAUUUAAUAAUGUCUGAAAUCAGAGGAAUCCAUCUAAAUGUGAUUAUUUUGAACAGUGAUGUCUCUGUGGAUCUGUUGACUUCUGAAGAGAAGAGGUAUGUUUCUGUCAAGUUUGUUUACAUGAUCCUAAACGCAUAGUGAUGUUUGCACAUUGAGAAGAGAGAAAAGUAUUUCGUGCCAUUUUUGUACUUCGGUUUGGGAUAAACAUGUUAUUUUAAAACUUUAUUUUUCUGUAUCGUUAAAGUGACUGGUAAAUUUCAAGUGGGCAGAAAUAGAACCGGUAAUUUUCUCUUGUUUUGUUUCAAGUUUUCUGUUGUGUGUUUUGAAGGACUUAAUUAAUUGUCAGCCUCUGUGUCUAUGAAUGUGACCGCGUGAUAGUUCUUUCACAUCACUCAACCUCUUUACUAAAUAAACGCUUUGAAUCUAAGCGCUAAAUUAGGCCCCCUGUUAACAAAGGUGUCCUCUGCAAACUGAUUUUAAUAGACAUUUAGCAGUAUAGAGUCAUUAAAAAUGGCAUCAUUGUUUCACAAUAAAGUAUUGCAUUGACUCUCAACACUCAGUGCCAACCACAUCCAAAUGAUUCCCCAGAGAGUUCAGUGUUUUGAUUCAUUAACUUGACACUGGAUAUCAACAUUAUAUAGGAAGUCAAGUCCCCAAUCUUAAUUGCCCAUAGUCAACAUAAAGCAGGUUUGUUGUUUCUGCAUGCACUCUCUUCUGUUUGCAUUCUAGUAGUUCCCUUUGUGUCUGUCUUCUUUCCGAUUGUAAGGCACUGUUAUAAAUACUUCAACUCUGGGUUGUUUUUCCAUUGUCACUAAUGCCUUUAGGUACUUUUUCUUGAUUUCUAAGUGGUAUUAUUUAUUUCUUUUACUUGUUUUUAAAACACUGGAAAUUAAUAACGUGCUGCUGAAGAAUGUUCAGUGUGAAGGGUUUUGUUCUUAGCUGUAUAUGUCUGACAGGUGCUCUGAUCCAUGCAUUGAUUUAUAUGCUAAUCUCUUUUACCAUUAAAAAUGGUGUUGUUACGGUGCACCAUAUGCACAUUAAUUAAGUGACUUCACUAUCAAAGGCAAAAUCAAUUGACAAACCGCAAUAAUACAGCUGCAUACUAGACCUGCAUGUUAACUGGCAUGCAAUUAUUGCAGAUGGUUUUCACUAAUUGUUUCUGGUCAGGUGCAUAUUGGUCCUAACAGGUUGAGCAUCUGUGCUCUGUUUUAAUUAUUAAGGAAUCACUCUCAAAUGUUUUGGUUGCGUUUAAAUGCUGUUUGUCAGGAGAUGUCUUUUGAAAUGUAGUAUUGAAAAUAAAC